AUGGCCGCGGAGCCGGGCCCGGGCCGCCGCUGCCGUUACAGGCCCGGGGGGCGGCUGGACAUGAGCCACGGCUUCGUGCACCACAUCCGGAGGAACCAGCUGGCCCGGGACGACUACGACAAGCAGAUGAAGCAGGCGGCCUCGGAGAAGGGCAGGAGGCGGCACACGGCCGCCCCGGCUCGGCCCCGCAAGCCCGACCGGCAGGUCUACCUGCCCCGCCGCCGAGCCAGCGAGCCCCCCGCCCCCCAAGGCGCCGACUACGAGGAGUCCAGCGGCGGCAGCUCGGACCCGGAGCCGCCCGGACCCCAGCUCUUCUGCCUGGAGUACGAGGCGGACAGCGGGGAGGUCACCUCCGUCGUGGUCUACCAGGACGAUGACCCAGCCAGGGUAAGCGAGGCGGUCUCGGCCCACACCCCCCUGGACCCUGCCAUGCGCGAGGCCCUGCGACGGCGCAUCCAGGAAGAGAUGGCGAAGCGGCAGAGUCUGCAGUGACCGCGCCACGUUCCCCGCGGAGGGGGCGAACCCCCUUCUCCCCGGCUGCCCCCGGAGGGGCCGGGGGAGCUGCGGGUUGGACCGCUAGCGAGGGGGGAGCCGGGCUCUGCCCGCGGCCGGGGGACACCUCCCCUAGUCGGCUGCAGCUUGAGGCCCCUCUCCUGAGGGAGAAGAGGUUGUCGAUCCACAGGCCUGGGCCUCCUUCGAGGGUGUGCGCUGACCCCUGCCUCAGGCAGUGACCCGGGCUCUGGCCUGCCGCCUUGGUGGUCCAGGGAGGGCCCUCGGGGGACAUUUCGCCCAACCUCACGCCUUGCCAGUGAGGAAAUCGUGGUGGUGUUAGAGAACAGCGCAGUGAGCCAUUCGCUCGCUCUCCCUCUGGGGUCCAGUUAAGUUCCGUGCCAACUUCCCGAAGCUGUCUGUGUGCCAUACGACCCCCUUUCCCACCUGGCCGUCCCUGCUAAGCAGGGAGCCCUGAUCCUUAUGGUGAACGAUCUCCUACCCCAGUCCUUACUUCACCCCAUCCCGGUUUUUGUACUGCUUCCCUGUUCACACCCUCUCUGUGUGUCCCCGGGAAACGUCCGCGGCUGUGCGAUGCUCGGAAUAAAGGUACCGACAAAGGGUGGCC
This is a messenger RNA of Tachyglossus aculeatus (Australian echidna), 1117 nucleotides long. RefSeq names its product chromosome 11 C2orf68 homolog (gene C11H2orf68). Bases 1 to 492 code for a protein of 163 amino acids. Lineage: Eukaryota; Metazoa; Chordata; Mammalia; Monotremata; Tachyglossidae. The transcript has 4 exons. The record is from RefSeq and is a predicted model, not a curated record.